CAUUCUUAUCAUGUUUCGCCAAGGGGUUUCUAUUUUCAAAUAAAACAAACAAUAACAAAACAAUACUUCUAACUACCUUCAGAGAAUUCUGCCCAGAUCUGUUCAUAAUCCAGGAUGCAAUGUAGAACCUGUCUUUCUACGAUGGGGGUUAAAUGUCGUUCAUUGUUCAAAGUUUCUUUAAUUUGUGGAGUGAAACGAAGAUAUUCUGAUUUACUGAUAGAGAUUAUACCAAACCUGAAGUGAUCGGUUAUUUUAGAUUGAAGAAUUUGAUGGGCUACCGGACAAAAUAUGUAAUAAAUGUUGCUUGACAUUAAAACAUUUCAUGAGAUUCCGCCACCAAUGCUUGAAGUCUGAUAAACAGCUCAGAACGAUGCCUUGGAUAGAAACCAACAAAGCGGUAACUACUGUACCAGAAUUAAUACAAGGUAGCAGCACUGGAUCCAACGACAAAUGUAAUGGUAUAAUCAUUGCAAGAACAGCCAGUUUAACAUCUGAUAAUAAUAGUGUCUUACCGCAUAACAAACGUUUUGACGAAGACAACAAACUGGAUAACAAUGAACCUAUCGAACAAGAAUCAUUCACUGUACACGAUGAAAGUAAUCCUACUCAAAAUUUCGAAUGUCGAUACUGUCACAAAGUGCUGAGCACGAGAAAGUCGCUUCGUUGCCACAUGCAACUCCACUCCACAGAGGCAUCUUUUCUUUGCAAUUUUUGUGGUGAACAAUUCAAAACUAAAAUGGCUUACACAGGUCAUAUGGCCAUACACGAUCCAAACAAGUUUCGAUGUGAUGUUUGUGGGAAAAGUUAUCGCCAAGCAGCUUCACUACGUAGUCACCAACUGAACCACAAUCGAGAAAAACCAUUCAGUUGCACAAUUUGUGGUCACGCAACGACCCAGAGAAGUGGGCUUAAAAAGCACAUGCUAACUCAUUCUGAUGCAAAGUCGUAUGUAUGUGACUUAUGCGGAGAGCAUUUCCGAUUUUCCAGUAACCUCAUCAUGCACAAACGGCGAAGACAUUUGCACCAGAAAAACUUCGCAUGUUCUCAAUGUUCCAAAGAAUUCAUAUCCAAAGAUGAGCUGCUCAACCAUUCCAUGUGUCAUUCGAAUGAACGCCCUUUUGAUUGCGGAAUAUGCGGCAAUACUUUCAACCGUAAAAGUUCGCUUAAGUUCCACCAGAAACACAAACACUCCGUCAUGGCUAAAAUAGCGUGCCAGGUAUGCGGCAGGGGAUUCUCUCAAAAAGUGUCAUUGCAGAACCAUCUUCGGAUGCACAUGUUAACAGAUUGAAUAAAUGUGGUAUAAAACAAAUUCACGGUAGAUCAAUUACACACAUUCCUAUCAAGAAAUAUUUGUUUAUUAUCCCGAUCAAACAAUUUUCAUUCCCCUUUUGAGUUCACCAGUAACGACGUCAUUGCGUGUAGCUUUAGGAUGAUAGAGCAUACAUACUUGCGACGGAAAAAUAAAUCAUUUUAUAAUCGGCUUCAUUUAAGAAGAUCCCAAUUGAUUAAUUUCACGACAGCUAUGGAAAAGUACAAAGUACACGAACUGAUUCGGAGGAGUGUCAAGAUAGUAAACACCAAUUAAUCAAAAUUUGACCGAUUUCUCUAUAAGAGUAGCAUUGAUGGCGAAACCAAAAGUAAGCGCGUACGCUGGCAGAGGAAAAGAUACCAGCGAGAACUGUAAAAAGUUCACUAAUGCUGCCGAAACGAGGAGCGGGAUUGUUUUACGUACCUACAUAAUACAAAAUGGUGAACAAUAACUUUUUUUUUCUCUAAUAAACGUUUUCA
Messenger RNA from Malaya genurostris, 1788 nucleotides. Its product is annotated as gastrula zinc finger protein XlCGF7.1-like. Gene Ontology annotation, biological process: regulation of transcription by RNA polymerase II. Gene Ontology annotation, molecular function: DNA-binding transcription activator activity, RNA polymerase II-specific; zinc ion binding; RNA polymerase II cis-regulatory region sequence-specific DNA binding. NCBI's taxonomy places the organism in Eukaryota, Metazoa, Arthropoda, Insecta, Diptera, Culicidae. Bases 323 to 1288 code for a protein of 321 amino acids. The transcript is spliced from 2 exons. The record is from RefSeq and is a predicted model, not a curated record. Gene Ontology annotation, cellular component: nucleus.